GGGUAAAAGUUUUUUACUGGACCUGCGUGUUCAGUUAUUUACAAUUUAUAGGAAACGAAUAGGUUGUUUCACAAACAUGAUCUCCACAGGGGGGGAAAUGCUCAUUUUAGAACAAAAUUUGAGAUGGCACUUUAGCUUUUGCAUCUGAACAUGUCAAAUGAAGCCAGAAAUGUUAACUUUUGGCUGAAUAUCUUGACUGAGUGGGUGGGGGAAAGAACAAGAGGAUAGAUGAGGGUUAAAUUAAUGUAUUAUUUUAAUUAAUAUUAAGAAAUAUAAUAAACUUUAAAUGAUUUAUUAAAUGUAGACUCACCGUCGAGAGGCAGAAAGUGCUCUUCAAAUGAAAGAUUGUGCUCGAGUGAGCAGCAGGUGGCGCUAAUUCACUGUUUACCGAACUUUUCACGUGCAAACGUCAUCAGGCUGCGUCGUGCUCUUGCUGUUGUCGUUACCGAUCGACCGAGGAAAAGAGAAAAGAUGGCGUUUAUUAAAGAGGAGAGUGAAGACGUGGAGAUAGAAGAAACAUUCAGAGUCAAACAAGAAGAUCCGCAGGAACAAACAGAUCUGUUGUUACCAAAAAAGGAGAAUCAAGAUCUGAAUAAAUUGAAGAUUGAAGAUCCCCACAGUAAUCAUUUCAUAGCUGGAGAGAGAUCUUUGAGAUGCCCGCAAACAGAAAAGACUUUUUUACAAAGAGCAAACAAAUGUUUUGAGUGUGAAAAAGUUUUCCAAUCUAAAAAAAAAUUUAAAGAGCACAUGCUAACGCACUUUACAGAUGGCUGUUUUACAUGCCAGCUGUGUGGAAGGAGAUGCAAAAACUGGAGAGCGUUUGAGCAUCACAUGAAAGUUCACACUGUAGAAAAACCUUUCAGCUGCCAACAGUGUCCAAAGACUUUCGCUCAAAAGGAUAACCUCAAACUCCACAUGAAAGUUCACACCGGAGAGAAACCGUUCAGCUGCGAACAGUGUCCAAAGACUUUCGCUCGAAAGGAUAACCUCAAACUCCACAUGAAAGUUCACACUGGAGAGAAACCGUUCACGUGCCAACAGUGUGGAACGACCUUUGCUCGAAAUGAUAAUCUCAAAAGUCACAUAAGAGUUCACACCGGAGAAAAGCCUUUCACCUGCCCAGAGUGUGGAAAGAGCUUCAUUCAACAAGGGAUCCUUAAGGUCCACAUGAGGAUUCACAGUGGAGAGAAGCCUUUCACUUGCCAACAGUGCGGAAAGGUUUUUUCUCACUCUUUAAACCUCAACAUCCACAUGAGAGUUCACACCGGAGAAAAGCCUUUUACGUGUAAACCCUGUGGAAAGAGUUUCAGCCAAAUAGGGACCCUCAAGCUCCACAUGAGAACUCACACUGGAGAAAAACCCUUCAGCUGCCAGCAGUGUGGAAAGAGUUUCAGAGUAAAUAUGAAGCUUAAGAAUCACAUGAAAGUUCACACCGGAGAAAAACUUUUCACCUGCCAGCAGUGCGGAGUGAGUUUCAGAGUUAAAAAGACCCUUUCUUCCCACAUGAAGGUUCAUGCAUCGGAGUGAGAAGAGUUUGACUUGUCAAAUAUGAAAAGACAUUUGCAAAUUCAUUCUUUCAGCAGCUGAGUGUGGUAAGAGGAUUAAAAGCGAGCUUUUCAGAGUGCCCUCACUCUGAAGGAAAGCAUGAUACCUGCUAGUAAUGGAUCAUUAUUGAACGAUUUGUUCAUUAUGAACAUUGUGAACAAUGAGCCAUUUAAGGAAGUGAUUUGUUCAUUCACACAUGCUGUCAGCCGUUCCCUGCAAAUCCCCUUGAGUUGCCAGCAUAGGCCCUCUUAUCUGAUUAUAGACUUCACUCUGUUGACUACAAUCCCCAUAACCCUGUACCUGCUGCUGAUUACAUCAGCAACUGAAACCCAUCAAACACAUAUAAUUGUACACAUACUUGCCACGUAAAAAAAUAGACAUAUAUUUUUAUGUCAAGCUCUUGAAAGUGGCUUUUCUGCUAGCAUGAACACUGUUCAUCUUCUCAAUGGUACGAUUGUAUUUCAUGCGUAUGGAUAAAACGGACAAGUUGGUAACUGCUGCCAACCCUAAUGUCUGUCCGUUUACCACCCA
Messenger RNA from Danio rerio (zebrafish), 2076 nucleotides. The record is from RefSeq and is a predicted model, not a curated record. Lineage: Eukaryota; Metazoa; Chordata; Actinopteri; Cypriniformes; Danionidae.